UAUCCGGGCGAUCAGUCAUCGUGGUCUUGUUGCGACGCCUCACUGUUUGUUUUUUUUUUUUUUUAUUAUUUCUAUUAUUAUUUAUUCUUUUCUUUUCUUCUACGCCACUAUCCGCACGGGUUUUUCCUGUCCCCUUUGCAUGGACUUGCACGGUGUCACUUUUCUGUUACCGAAAAAGAAAGGGUUUGCGAUUCUCCCAACGGCGACGCCUGCAAUCAAGACUCGUUUCCACGACGCAGAAAACUUUGGGAGCUACGUUUGGGAACCGGAUUGUACGGCAGAAAUCACAAGGCCGCGCAACCAACGUCGAUAAGAAGAGUCUUGAGUCGGGGGCUGCAGAUUGUUCUGAAACAUUGUAUAUUGGAUUUAAGAAUAGAGCAAGAAAUACUGGUGAAAGCGUCUCCGUGGAUGAGCUCGGGGAAGACGCUGGCCUAUUGAUCCCGGAUAGACUGGCGGGAUGGGGACACUGGGAGCUGGAACAAGGCCCAGAGAUUGUCUACCAUCAAUAGGCUUCCUGGAGUUGGAACAGAUCAAAAAAGACGGAUCUAGACCUCUCCAGAAAUAUCCCACCAUGGCCACGACAGUUGGGGUGUCAACAGCACCUCUUGUUAGUCCUACGUCCAUAUAUUCCGGCCCACCACCACCUUACUCUUAUCCAUCAUCCACCAGUUCGGCGCCGCUACAGUCAGGAUACAUAUCCCCGCCCGAUUCGCGCAGAGCUGUGGAAGACGAGAAGGAUCAAUCGCAUUCCCAACCUCAGAGGCAAUCUCUGCCUUCUAUACAUGAGGCUCUGGGCAAUGAUAACCCUCUACCAUAUACUGGGCCUCCCUCCUCUGGCCCGCCUUCACAACCGGCCCAUCACGCGCCUCCACCGUUACCUGCCAACCUGAUAUCGCGGUCCAGCGUGGAAGGUCCUCCAGGUCCUCCCAAUCCGUUUUCGAACGGCUCUACAUCGGCUCCAUACCUGCGAGAACCCGCUUACCCGUACCAAAACGGUCAAGCGGGAUUGUCCCAGGCGGAGGCCUCCCGCUCCAGCCUCGCGUCCCUCAAUAGCCAAGACUCAAGGAAUCCUUCCCUCCCCUCUCUUAGCUCAGGGAAAUCUCCAACCCAAAGCUCGAGAACUGGUGCCCCAUCUCUUCAAGUUUCCCAGACAUCGUCCGCCUACGAGUAUAGUGCACAAGGCUCAGUUGGGUCUAUGGCCUCGCCUACCACAUACUCUCCUUACAACCAGUCCUUUUCAUAUCAGUCACAACCCUCCAGCGGUACUGGGUCGUAUCCUUCUGCUCCAUAUGAUAGUCGGCCUUACACUGGAGUUCCUUGGAAGGCCGGCGCGGCAGAACAACAUCGCAUGGAAGAAAUGAAGAGGAGCCUCGUGACUCGUCCUGCCAUGCCGGGUCAACCCCACAGCGAUUCCGUCAAGAGACAUCUUGAUAGUUAUGAUGUCGAGACUUCUCUCAACGAGAUCACCGACGUAAGUUCGCGGACGCUGGAGUUCUCGCGUCACUAUGCCGCCAGGGCCCAUCAGACACAACGCUCUGGUCCAAUUUUAGGGUCUCUUCCUUCACUGAACGAGAUUGAUGAGCUAUUGCAGCUCCAGCGUCGUAACCAGGACGCAUUGAUCCGGAUAAGAACCGCGGUCUUGAAUCAGGAACAUGCUCUCGCAGAGCAAAGACAGCGGCAGGCUUUCAAAACGGACAGUCCCUAUGAUGAUGAUCAUGGUGGAAUGUAUCACGAUGAAUUCAAGGGGGCUGGUGGAUUCGCAGGUGCUGACCCCAAAAAGCGACGCGGGAAAGCUGCUCCUCCAGGACGUUGUCAUAGCUGCAAUAGAGCAGAAACCCCCGAGUGGCGCCGUGGUCCGGACGGUGCUCGGACUCUUUGCAACGCUUGCGGUUUGCACUAUGCGAAACUCACGCGCAAAAUGGGUGCUAAUAAGGCUUCUUCUUUGGGUUCGAAUCUGAAACCGAAAAGUGGUCUCGACUCGGCAUCUCCGACACCUCACUAAUAAUUUUCUGUCUCAUUUUUGGCGUUCUGAAGAGGGUUUAAUUUAGAAGCAUACGGGCGUUCGUUCAGAUCCUUACUUCUUUGGCGGUCAAGUGCCUCAGUAUCCCGGAUAUUGUUGCGGCCCUGCUAAGGGAUGCGGCACGGCAACUAUGGGUACGAAGGCGCAGAGUGCAUUGAUGAUUCCUGCUUUGCUGGUCCCUGCGUGGCGCCCUUACGUUCUUUGAUUUCAAAAUUUACCUGUUCCGGUUGUCAUUUUGUCGGGGACGUUAUCGCGUUACAAGAUUCCCCCUGUCCACAGCGGAUUUUGUGUGUUUUUUUUUUGCCCCUUAUAACUGUGUUCCUGAUCUGUUAUAUCCCCUUCUACGUUGA
Molecule: messenger RNA, 2370 nt
Organism: Paecilomyces variotii
Lineage: Eukaryota; Fungi; Ascomycota; Eurotiomycetes; Eurotiales; Thermoascaceae
Exons: 4
Coding region: 458-2002 (514 amino acids)
Biological process (GO): regulation of DNA-templated transcription
Molecular function (GO): zinc ion binding; sequence-specific DNA binding
Source: RefSeq, a predicted model, not a curated record